AUGAAGUUCUUCUCCGCUGCUGCCUUCGUCGCUGCUCUUGUUGCCUCUGGAAACGCUUGCCUCGGAGGAGGAGGUGGUGGUGGAUGCUGCCCACCAGCCCAGCCAAGCUGCGGAAACCCAUGCCAGGGAGCCGGACCACAAUACGCCGCUGCACCACCUCCACCACCACAGUAUGCUGCUCCACCACCAGCUGCCGGAGGAUACCCAACCGCUGGAAAGUAA
Caenorhabditis briggsae is the source of this 222-nucleotide messenger RNA. Lineage: Eukaryota; Metazoa; Nematoda; Chromadorea; Rhabditida; Rhabditidae. The record is from RefSeq and is a predicted model, not a curated record. Bases 1 to 222 code for a protein of 73 amino acids. The transcript has 2 exons.